This is a messenger RNA of Oreochromis aureus, 3081 nucleotides long. It is a transcript of the gene jakmip3, whose product is annotated as Janus kinase and microtubule interacting protein 3. Lineage: Eukaryota; Metazoa; Chordata; Actinopteri; Cichliformes; Cichlidae. The transcript is spliced from 25 exons. Gene Ontology annotation, molecular function: microtubule binding; kinase binding. The coding region runs from base 428 to 2950 and encodes 840 amino acids. The record is from RefSeq and is a predicted model, not a curated record.
CUUUAAGAGAAGUCACCUGUCAGACAUCGAACAUGUGAUCAGUGCCAGGUGAGUAAGAAGGCAUCUAGCUGUGCAGCCACAGUUGCAGAGUACUACUACUACCUCUGUGUACUGCUUUGUACAGCAGUAUGCAGCUGCGCUACCACACUGGAAUAUAGUUCUCCUUUGCCGGUGAAGAUCUGUAACCUGCUCAUGCUAUAAGUUUAACUUCGAGGGAAAAAAGCUUCUUGGACCUUAUUUUGGAAUGAUGUCAGACACUUACAGAGUAUAACUAAAGCCCAUGGCCACCAAACAUUAGAAUGCCUCAGAAAAGAAACCCUCUCAGUGUGGAUGUGAAGCUGAGGAUCAGGACGUUUUCACAGGUGCAGAUGUACUCAAACCUCAGAUUGACAAACAUUUGAGUGGGGGGUGGAGCCUGCAGGUGGUGAUGUCAAAGCGAGGAGCAGGAGGGCGGGGUAAGGGGGAGCGACUGGACACCAUGGCAACUCUUCAAGCAGCCAAUGAGGAGCUCAGAGCAAAACUGACAGAGAUCCAGAUCGAACUACAACAGGAAAAGAACAAGGUGAGCCGACUGGAGAGGGAGAAAAGUCAGGAGCUGAAGGCAGAGCAUCACCGGGCCGCAGUUGCUGUGACUGAGCUGAGGACCAAACUCCAUGAGGAGAAGCAGAAGGAGCUUGCACUCACCCGGGAGACGUUACUACGGCAACAUGAGAUGGAGCUCAUGAGGGUCAUAAAGAUCAAAGAUGGUGAAAUCCAACGUCUUAAUGGACUGGUGCUCACCUUAAGGGAUGGAUCCACAGACAAGGUGAGGAGCGCCCUGCUGGGGGAAGUGGAGGAGGCGAGAAGGAGCUGGGAGGCGGAGCGUUGUCGCUUCCAACACGAGAUUCUUGAGCUGAGGGGAGCAAAGAGGAAUGCUGAGGAGGCGCUGACAUCGGCUCAGCAGGCCUGCCAGGCCAGAGCAGCCGAGCUGCGAUCAGCUCAUCAUCAACACCAAGAGGAGCUUAACAGGACCAAGAGAGACUGUGAGAGAGAGAUUCGCCGCCUGAUGGAUGAGAUAAAGCUGAAGGACAGAGCUGUCAGUGUUUUGGACAAAGCCCUCGGUCUGCAGGCUGGACACGCCCACCGCCUCCAGCUGCAGACUCAGGCUGCUGAACAGCAAAUUGCAGCCCUGAGAGAUGCACAGAGGGCGGGGCUAAACCACCCCACUCUUAACCCCAACCCCAACAACGCUCCUCACAUUUCUCAGGAGGAUCGUGACACUCGGAGGUUUCAGCUGAAGAUAGCUGAGCUCAGUGCCGUCGUCAGGAAGUUAGAGGAUAGAAACGCUCUACUGUCAGAAGAACGCAACGAAUUGUUGAAGCGCCUGAGAGAAGCCGAGAGUCAGUUUCUUCCUCUUCUGGACAAGAACAAGCGUCUGAGCCGCAAAAACGAAGAGCUGGCUCUAGCAUUGCGUCGCCUCGAUAACAAGCUUCGCUUCGUCACCCAGGAGAAUCUGGAGAUGGUAACUAUGAGGAGGCCAAGUUCAUUAAAUGAUCUGGACCGCAGCCACUCCACCAGUUACCAUGGUUACAGUCAGGACGAGAGAGAGAUGGAGUUUCUGCGGUUACAAGUCCUGGAGCAGCAACACAUCAUUGAUGACCUGUCCAAGGCUCUGGAGACAGCUGGUUAUGUGAAGAAUGUGAUUGAGAGAGACAUGUUACUGAGGUACCGGCGUCAGGAAUCGGUGAGGAGAAAACGGACCUUCAGAGCCUGCAGGGUCAUUGAGACGUUUUAUGGUUAUGAUGAAGAGGCGUCUGUGGAUUCUGAUGGCUCGUCUUUGUCCUUUCACACUGACAGAACUCCAGAUACUGAACCAGAUGAGGUAUGCGUGCGUGAGGAGGCGGAGCUUCGUUACCGUCAGCUGACUCAGGAGUACCAAGCGCUGCAGCGAGCGUAUGCUCUGUUAGCGGAGACGAGUGGCGGAAACUACGAUGCAGAGAAGGAGAUCAAGACCAGAGAGCAGCUGCUGAGUGAGAUCAGUCGAUACCAGAGCAGAGUUUCAGAUCUGGAAUCAGCGCUGAAGCAGCAAGGACUGGACCUGAAGUGGGUGGAGGAGAAGCAGGCGUUAUAUCGGAGGAAUCAGGAGCUGGUGGAGAAGGUCAGGCAGAUGGAAGGUGAAGAGCUGCGACUGAAAAACGACAUUCAGGAUGUCAAAGACCAGAACGAGCUGCUGGAGUUCAGGAUCCUGGAGUUAGAGGAGAGGGAGCGGCGCUCACCCGCCAUCAAUUUCCAACAGCUCCAUUUCCCAAAAGGCCUCAGUCCUCUACAGGUUUACUGUGAGGCAGAGGGAGUCACUGACAUUGUGAUGAGUGAGCUGAUGAAGAAGCUGGACAUUCUGGGAGAUAACGCCAAUCUGUCCAAUGAAGAGCAGGUGGUGGUAAUACAUGCCCGGACGGUACUCACUCUAGCAGAAAAGUGGCUGGAGUCCAUUGAAGUGACAAAAUCGGCUCUCCAGCAGAAAAUGUUGGACAUCGAGAGUGAGAAGGAGCUGUUCAGUAAGCAGAAAGGUUACUUGGAUGAAGAGCUGGACUACAGGAAGCAGUCGAUGGAUCAGGCCCAUAAGAGGAUCCUGGAGCUGGAGGCCAUGUUGUUUGAGGCUCUGCAGCAGGAAGAGGAAUCCAGGAUAGAGGGAUUAAAGAUGGAGGGUCGACUGUCUGAGAGUCUGACAGAGGGAGAGAGAGAGGAGCUGAGGAGAGCCAUGGACCAGUGGAAACGAACUGUGAUGUGUGAGCUCAGAGAGAGAGAUGCCCAAAUUCUUCGAGAGCGGAUGGAACUACUGCAGCUCACCCAACAGAGGAACAAGGAGCUGGAAGAAUUUAUAGAAGCACAGAAACGACAGAUUAAAGAGCUGGAAGAGAAGUUCCUUUUCCUGUUUCUCUUCUUCUCUUUGGCCUUCAUCCUAUGGUCCUAACAGCCGCAGUGUGUGCAGACCACCACAGUCCAGCAGCUGAGUGGCCAGGUCAGCUCAGUCUGGAUCAGACCAGGAGGACUCGAAAGGAUUCCUGGAACCAGCAGCUCACCAACCGAGGGUCUAUGGGUUCU